AUGUUAAGAGAAUUGGAUUAAAAUUAAUUCUAUUAAAAAGGUUUAAUUUAAAUGAGUAACCCUCCUCCAUAAUCAGAGUAAGGGACAUAGCUGUAAAAUCACCCUUUAGCUAGAAAAAUACCAAAGUACAGGGUUGAGAAAUAUCUAAAUUUAAAUGGUUAAGACAAAGAAAAUCAGAUGCUUGAAAGCUACAUAAAGUUUUAACGGUAAGGAGAAAUUUCAUAGUAAAUGGCUAACUAACAAAAGAUUUAGAACUAAAAUCAAGUUAAUUACCAAUAAAUGAUGUAAAAUUUCACAAGUUGUGGUAACAUUUAAAUGCAAGAGAGAGCAACUUUCGGAUAAAAAGAAUCAUCUGCUUUUUAAAAUUAGAAUUACAUCAAUAAAGAUAGAUAGAAUUCUUAAGAUCCAAAUGAUUCAAUUUUAUGCGCUCAAAAGAGUUCAUCUAUCAAAAAGAAUAAUAGUUUUAGCUAUGAAAAACUUGAUUUAAAGUCAAAAAUUGAAUAACCUUAUCAAGUUUUUAGCGCUGAAGUAAAAAGUUGCAAGUUUAGUAAUAGACCUAACAGCUAAGAUUGGCUUUAAUUCGGUAAUUAGUAAUAAUAAUAAAGAUAUGAUGUAAAAAUUGAUUCAAAUGACAAGAAAAAAAUAGCCAAAAAUCUAAAUUUUACAGAUUCUUUUAAUAUCUCUCAAAUUUUAAAAGAUAGCACUAAUAAUUUACAAAAUAUCCCGAAGCAAUCAUAUCAAUAACUAAAUUAAUCAUUCCACUCAAACUCAUCUCUAAAUGGGUCAAGGGCUAUUAUAACUGAAAAGCCUCCUCUAAAUUAGUAAUUCUAAUAAUAAUAAUAAUAAUAAUAAUAUCUUUAAUAUCAACAAUAAUAACAACAACAGUUGUAUUAAAUUCCCAUUCAAAAUCCACCAUAAUAACAGGAUUUAACUAAAAAAAGAUCAAAUUCAAUGACUUAAUCUAUAAUCUCUACAUAAAAUUCUCAGCAAUCUUUAAGGAUUACCCCUGCUAUAAUGAAUUAAAUGUCUCUUUAACACCAAUAAUAAAUAUAAUUAUAAUAACAAUAACCUUUAUAAUAGAAAUAAUAACAAAUAAAACAGUAGGAAAAUAAUUUUAUUAGCCAAAAUUAACCUAAUUAGUAAUUUAAUAUAUAUUCUCAUAAUAUCCACUAGAGCCAAUCUGAAAAUUAGAGUUUUAAUGAUUCUAAUUUGAAAUUAAAAACAUCAAACUUCUGUAACUUAAAUAAUAGUAGCAAUUCAUCAGCUUAAAAAUAAUUUUAGACAAACAAUCCUAAUAUAUAAUAGAGUUCAUAAUAAUAAAUCAUAUAAAAAAAUGUUUAGGAAGAAACCACUCAAAACAAACCUCAUAAUGGGAAUAGCAAUAAUAAUAUGGAUUAAAGCAUGAUGUAUAAGAGUGUGAUCAGUUAAAUAAAUGAAGAUUUCAUCAGUAAAGACAGUAUGAAUCUUUUGCUUCAUGAAGAAGAGUUUAUAAAUUAGUUCAAAGUAAAAGUAGAUCAAGAAAAAAAUAGCAUAAGGUAGAGCUAUGAUUUCAUAAUGAAGCACAUUUAUGAUUAAAUAUCCAUAGAAAUGAAUAAACAAUUUAGUCAGUUAGACAAGUAAAUUGCUGACUUUACUGAUUUAUUUUAGAAAUUUAAAAGUCAUGCUAUUGAGUAUAAGAAUAUUUCAACUUCGAUUCCUCCACUAUCAUCAAACUUAAAAAAUGUUUGGAACAGCUGUAUAUUAAGUAAUAUUAAUAAUUACAUCCAAGAAGGAUUCAAUAAUAACUCUAACAAAUUGCAAGAUAAUAAUCUCUACGAUAUGAUUGAUUGGGAAGAAUGUCUUAAGGCUAAAGUCUAGCAUUAAUAGUAAUAACAUCAAUAUUAAUAAAUUUACUUUUAACAAAAAGAGUUGCUCCUAUAAACAGAAUGCAUUUGUUAACAGAUAUAUUCUUAAUUGCAAACUAAUAGAGUUCCUUAAUUUAAAGAUUAAUCACUUAAUAUUUUCUUCAAUAUUGUUGAUUUGAUGAAACCACAAUAAAGUAAAAAUUUUACAAGCAAUCAAGGAUAGUUAAAUCCACAUCACUUAUUAGAUAAUAAAAAGUAAAAUCUAAGGGAGUCUAAGAAUAACUCUCUUGAUAGAAAUGCUGUUAUUAAUACUGAAUUUUCUCCUGAAAGAAUGGGCUUCAGGUAAUAAAAAACAUAAUAAAAUACUGAUAGCUAACUAUGUUUUGAUGGAUAAACAUAGAAAAAUAUUUGUAAUACAAAUAAUAUAAUGAAUUUAAGCGAAGUUAAUUCUAAAAUAACUAAAACAGAUGUUGAAAAGUGGGACACAAACUAAAUAUUUACAUAGAUUUAAUCAAGAAAACCAUCUAUUGAUGAAAAGAGCCUGGUAUCUGCAUUAAAAAAAGAUUUCAAAUAAUUUGAAGAAGAAUAAACAGAUUCUCUUCCGUUUGACAAAUUAGUAAAAAUGUAGAAAUAACAAUUACAAAAGUAUGGAGAAUAGAAUAGUUAAGGAAAUUUAAAUGAAAAAUAUAAUAAUAAAACAGAGGAAAAUUCAAAUUUAGGAGACACUGAACGCUAAUCACUAAAAAUAAUUGCAUAAGAUUUUGUAGAAAGAAUAGAUUCUUACAAGGCUCCAUACAUGUUUAGAGAUGAAGAUUAAAUUGCUGUCUUAGAGUCAAGUGAAAAUAUUAUUUCAAACUAUUUGAAUGAAAAUGGAAAGAGCUAAAUGGAUUCAAACAAUUCUGUUUAACAACCAAAUGCUGAAAAAAGCUAACAAAAUAAGAAAUCACGUAAAAAUAGUUCUAGGAAUGGAAAGUUAAGUAGCCUAUCAAAUAAUGGAAGUAACCGAAAUUAAUUGUUUACUGAUAGAGAACAAGAAUUCUAGUUCGACGAUCAAUAGGAUUAGUUUAACAAUACUUAUUCGAUUUAACUUAGUGUUUCUAGAAUAAGUAAUUAAGAAGUUGAUUAGUUGAAUGAAACUAUUAACAACUUAAGAUUACUAAAUGAAUCCUUCUAAAACAAUAACCUUAAUGAAACGCUUAUGAAUCUUUAGCUUAUGAACACUUAGAAUAAUUGCUAGAGCAGCAAUAACAACAAUCAAAAUAACAAUAAUGGUAAUAAUAGAUUAAGCUUAAAACAAUUAUUAGCCUAGACAAAUUUAUAAUUAGCACAAUAACUAAAUAUGAACAAUCAAAAAACAAAUAACUAAAAUCCACCUCCUCCACCACCUAAAUAAUAUAACAAUUUAAAAUAAGAAGCAAUUGAUGGCAAUAAAAAAUAAACUUAAAAGAAACAAGAGGAAAAUACUAUAUUCAGUGAAAAUGAGUUAAAAAAGUUAAGAGAGCAGCUAAAAAAAGACGAUUCUCUUGAUGAUAUAUAAAUAAAUGAAAAUUACAGUAAAAAAAAUAUAGAUUCCCCAGCUUAUAAUCCAAAAUUCUUCUAAAGAAAACUGAAAAACUCCAGAGUUAAUUUAAUCUCUUUGCCAAGUUCCAAGACAAUUGAAGAGAAUAAUAAUGAUGAUACAUCUGAGAUAGAAUCCAGCUAAUAUUCUACUUAACAAAAUCCAAAAUAAGAAUAGCUUUAUACUGAAUAAAAAAUGAAUAUUUAUGAUCCUGCUCAUAUAAAUUUACCUCUUUCUGUAAAAAAAGAAACAAAUUAAGAAUUGUAAUAAAAUAUUUCAGAAUAAAAUAAAAAAUUAUCUCAAAAUUAAAAGACUUAAAUUGAUAGCUAGAAGAACUUAGAAUCAAGAAAUAACUUAGAAGAUAAAUUUAAUAAAAAUAAUAACAAUAUUUUAAAUUAUAGGACAAAUUCUCAUAUGGAAAUGCUUCCUCCUUCAUAAUACUAAAAUACUAAAAAAAAUUAUAAUGAAUACAACUCUGUAGAUCAAACAAGAAAAGGAUAUUCUUGCGACUAUGAUUCCUAAAGAAGCAACUAAAGCCUAACUGCUAAAGAAACCUAAGUAUCAAGCGCUUAUGCUAGCAAUUUCGAAGGUUAAUCAGUCAUGAGUAUAAUGACAUCCAAGAGAAGGUUUGAUUCUUUAACUCGAAAUCAUUAAAAUUAAAAUAACUCUUUGAAUAGCUAAUCUUAACCUCCUCAUCCCUCAUAUAACAUAGAAUUUGAAGGAUAUGUCAAAUAAAAGCAAAAUCAUACUGAUUCUUUCUAGCGUAGCAGUUUUAGAAUGAAUUCCUUAUAGAGUUCCAGAGCAGAAAAAAUUAAUUCAGUUUAAUCGCCAAGAAACACUUAAUCUAACAUGGAAGAAGAAGCACAAAAAUAUCUUGAAUUUAAUCCUAUUUCUAGUGAUGGAUAUUAAUUCAUCAAAAGAGACAUUUAGAGCAUUGACAUUUUUAAGCCAAAAACAUAUUCACUUUAAAAUGGAGAAAAUAUAUUGCAGUAAGAGUUGAAUUCAAAAGGAAUACAAGUUAUAAGUUGUUUAUGGGUAAGAGAAAAUAUAUUUGCAUUUGCUACAACAGAUAAUACUUUACUCAUUUACGAUACUUCAAAAGCUAAUAGUGAAAACUUAUAAGAACAAUAAUUAUCUCUUAAAAAAUUCUCUUCUAAAGUACCAAUACAUAAGAUGGUAAGAGUAAACGAAUAAAUUAUAGCGUUGUCAUCGAAGCAAUCUUAAAAUAUUAAAUUAUUUGAUAUCGAUAAACUGGAUGUUUCUCUCCAGUUAAUUGGACAUAAUGAAAAUAUAACUGAGAUGACUUUUAUCUAACCAAGUGUAUUAGUUUCUACAAGCUCUGAUGGAUGCAUGAUAGUUUGGUAAGAUUUUGUUAUAACUCAUAAAAAGCAAAACAAAAAUGAGAUUAAAUUUAUGUCUGCUAUGAAUAACUUAUCUAGACUCGUCUGCAUCGAUAGUGCAAACUAAAUUUUAAUAUAUCAGUUGCUCUUCAAUGAAACUAAAAAUAGAUUGUGUGAAAUAAGAAAUGAAAAAAUAAUUAAAACUUGCUCAAAUAUUUCAUCAAUUAAUACUUAAUUUUCUUCUAAUAAUAUGCUUGCUUGUGGCACAGACGAAGGUAUCAUAAGAAUCUAUGAUAUUGAUGAUGAAAACGUGAUUAAAAUUAUCAAAGUAAGUUUAUCCUAAAUUUAAAAUUUGCUUUUGGUUGAACACCCUGCAUAGAAUUACUAAAAUAUCAACUAUAUUUUAAUAGUUGGAAGUUAAUCAGAUGAUGAUUUAGUUACAUUUUCUAAAAUAUCAAAUAGUAACGAUAUAAUAUCUACAAAUUCUAAAUAUAGAAUAUCUAAAGAAUAUUCAUCCAACAAUUAUUCAACUUUCUUUAUCUAAAACCAAAAUUCAAGCAAUUUAUAACUGUUCACUCUAGAUUAAUCUACAUCAUAAUUCUCGCUCUGGAACAUGAAAUUCUCAUGA
This is a messenger RNA of Tetrahymena thermophila SB210, 5370 nucleotides long. RefSeq lists its product as hypothetical. The record is from RefSeq and is a predicted model, not a curated record. Gene Ontology annotation, molecular function: protein binding. The transcript has a single exon. NCBI's taxonomy places the organism in Eukaryota, Ciliophora, Oligohymenophorea, Hymenostomatida, Tetrahymenidae.